Bombina bombina (fire-bellied toad) is the source of this 3064-nucleotide messenger RNA. RefSeq names its product Rho GTPase activating protein 40 (gene ARHGAP40). The transcript has 15 exons. Lineage: Eukaryota; Metazoa; Chordata; Amphibia; Anura; Bombinatoridae. The record is from RefSeq and is a predicted model, not a curated record. Gene Ontology annotation, molecular function: GTPase activator activity. Gene Ontology annotation, biological process: regulation of actin filament polymerization; regulation of small GTPase mediated signal transduction; signal transduction. Gene Ontology annotation, cellular component: cytoplasm. Bases 338 to 2293 code for a protein of 651 amino acids.
UAUGUAGAAUAAGAUAGAAGAGAGAGGGCUUUCCAGGGCACACAGCUCUUCUGUUGCACAUUAUACAUGAAGGUUUGUUUAGUUUUGUUUUGUUUUUUAACAAUGACCUUCUGCUGUUUGCAAAAUUUUAAUGGGAACUUUAUAAUACACAAUAGUUUAUGGAAAUGGGUAUCAUUGUGAAAUGAUGCAGCCAGAUUAUAUGAUACCUUCUACCUGUGUGAGAGAUCUUGCUUCUUUCAAAAUUGCAAAAGAUGUUCGAUUUCCUAUGUUUUGUAUAGUAAAUCUGAGGAAUGCUGGAUUAACAUCUGUGUAAGCGUGGGCAGAAAAAAAUAUAGAAAUGGAAGAUCCAGAGUUCACAUCUGCAUCUUUUCCGAUCACCAGAAUUCCAAGACCACAAAUUCUACUUUCUAGACAUCUGUUUCCUCUGGCUAACAGCCUGCAUUCCUGCUCGAGCACAAUGAACCUGCCCGCAGCCACCACUUCCAGGCAGGACCCUGAUGCUCUCUACAUGAACGACUUCUGGCGAGAAGUUGAAACAAUCAAACAGACUCAAGGAUCAGAGGGUGACGACAGUAGCUCCUCCGAGGCCAGCACCCCAGAGGAGGGUGAGGCAGAGGCAGAAUGGCUUCAGGACACUGGUCUCUCCCCUCUUAUUGGUGACCAGAGCCCUGCUGAGGACAACGUUUUCCUGCUAUCUACUCUGACCCACACUCAGGCUGCAGCUGUACAGCGCCGUGUUGACAGCUACUCCCGCUCCCUAAGAAAACGAGGCAAGCAGACGACGCGUGAUGUUAGAGAUAUAUUCACAAAAGCCAGCAGCAUUACCGAAGUCUUACUGGAAGAAAAUGAGACUGAACAGAAGAAUAAUCCAUCUGCAAACACUGAGCAUACCCAAACAUCACAUACUCCUGGUGUUCCCAAUAUUUCAAGCUCCACAGAUGUUUUUAACACAGAUGUAGCAUAUUCUGAACAGGCAGCAAGCAGGCUGAAGAUGUGUUACAUGCGAAAGAGCCACACAGCAGAGCACUCCGGGUCACUUCCUACAUUUCAAAUGCAUAAAGGGCGUCUUGGAGUGACUCGGGUAUCAGACCUAUCUCCUGCUGACAUGAAGCAAGUGCUUGCUCUGGUUUUGAUUGAGCUGACUGCCUUGUGUGAUGUCUUAGAUCUGGACCUGAAAAGGAAUAAAGCUGUGAAACGCAAGGCCACAGAAAGUCAUCUCUUUGGAGUGGCACUCAAUACUAUGCUCGAACAUGACCAGAAAAUGAUCCCCAAUACGAAGGUCCCUCUCAUAAUGCAGGCGAUCCUGACCUGCUUGGAGAAAAAUGGACUUGAGACAAAAGGGAUUCUGAGAGUUUCUGGCUCCCAGGCAAGGGUUAAGUCCCUACAGCAACGCUUGGAGAGGGAUUUCUAUGCUGGCCUUUUCUCAUGGGAUGACGUUAAUCCCCAUGAUGCUUCUGGCCUGCUCAAACUCUUCCUGCGUGAGCUCCCUGCCCCACUUCUCACUGCUGAGUACCUCCCUGCAUUCACUGCUAUACAGUACAUCCCUGACCUAAAGGAGAGGCUUCAAGCGCUGAAUCUGCUUAUUCUUUUACUCCCAGAGCCAAACCGUCACACUCUGAAGGCCCUUCUGGAGUUUCUACGGAAAGUAGCCUCUCUGGAGAAUAGUAACCUCAUGUCCCUUUGGAACAUCUCCACUAUCAUGGCCCCCAACCUCUUUUUAUACCGAGGGAACACCAGUAAAAUCCCUGAAGGAUGUGAGAAGCAAGUGGCAGAAGGGACAGCUAAUUUGGUCAUGGCUAUGGUUCAUUACCAAGAUCUGCUGUGGACGGUUCCAUCCUUCCUGGUUUCUCAGGUUCGGAAGCUCAAUGAAAAUAGCAGCAAAAGAUACCCAUUUGGUGACCGAAGACUGCGCAACUUUCUGCGCAAAAUCCACGCCGAUAAGGAUAAAGCAGAAAAGAUUCUGACAGAGCCUUGUAAGCAGGUGAAGAUCCGUACCUCCCACUUUCUGAAAGACUCUCUGGCCGUCCGGCUGGAGGAGGGAACACGAGCUGCAGAUGUCCUGCAGCAGUUCCAGAAACACUUGGGACAGCGCAGCUUGCAGAUGGUCAGUGCAGUGGGCCUGAUAAAAUGCAACAAUUCAUUGGAGUUCUCCAAUCUGGACCUGUAUGAAGUGGGAGGAAAUAUCACCGAACACUGUCUAGAUCCUGAUACAUACCUUUUGGACUUAUACAAUGCCAAUCCUAAUGGAGAAUGGGUUAUCAAACCCCGCACAAAAUCACGGCCAGUAUUAUAGGGUUAUUUGUCAUUUGACACACUAUACCUUAUCAUGGUGAACUUGGAAAUUACUAGCGGGCAGAGAUGGGAUCUACAUUUGCCAGUGGUUUGAGUAGAUUCUGAAGAGCUGCAGAACUUCCAUUUUCCUAAAGGAGCCGAAAAGCAUCCUCUGUAGAUCUUCCUCAUUCUAAGUGCCUCUUUGCCUUACUGUUACAUGUGUACUAUUUUGCAAGCAGGGCAGGUUAUCUGAACUUUUAAAAGACCUAAAACUACCAGAUAGUCUUAUUGUCUUCAGUGUUUGUUCCCGCUGAAUUAUUUGUGUUGGUACCUUGUUGCUCAGUACUGUUAUUUGCUCACAGCUGGAACUCUGAUUUCUGGCAUUUAGACUUGAAUACACGUUGUUGUUCACUCCAUAAGAACAGCACAUGGGUUACAUUAACAUUUGUUGUGCAUGAUUGACUGACAUUGCAAUGGUGCUAAUUUGUGCUUGAAAUGCAAAAUCAUUUUCUGCUGAAUGGUCUCAUUGUCAUCAAGGGCAGACCUGCAUCUCCUUGGUACCCAAUGGUUGCACAGGAACUGCUAUAAUCUUUUGGAAUAUGGAGACUGGAGUGGUCUGAGCUGACCAAGCUUAUUCUAAACCCAUUGAUGUGAAGUAAAAGCCGAGUUGGAUAAAUGAUAGGAAAAGAAUAAAAACACUUGCCCUUAUAGGUUUUUAUUUUUUUAUUUUUUAAUAAUGUAUUUAAAACCCCAAAAUAUAAUAAAAUGUACUAUGAAAAACAAAUGAAAUGCA